AUGGACGUAUUCGACGAACAGUAUAAUAACUAUCGUACUGCGUUGAAAAUUAUAGGAUUAUGGCCAUAUAAUAACUCAAUUUAUGUUUGGAUUCAGAGAUUAUUAUUAUUGACAUUGUUUCUUGGCAAUAUAAUAUUUCAGAUCGUGUCAUUUUUAAGAUUCGAAAUUACGUUACGAAACUGUAUUUUCAUAUUGUCUACAAUCUGUCCACUUAUGAUAGUUUCCUUACGAUAUAUAAGUUUUAUAGUAUUUUUCCCUAUGAUAAAAUAUUUAUUUCAUCAUAUACGUAUGGAGAAAAAUAUAGUACAAGAUUCAAUAGAAACACAAAUACGAACAAAAUGCAUCAACAAUUCCAGUCAUAUGAUCAACAUUUUUCUCUGGAUAACUUAUGCAACUAUUGCAUUCUGCAGUAUAUUCUUAUUGUGUCCUAUAACGUUAGAUUUUAUAAUGUCUUUGAACGAAUCUCGUACACGCAUCGUUCAUUAUAUUACAAUGUAUUCUGGCAAAAGAAUCAUGUAUGUUGAUAUUCUAUGCUUGAAUUAUAUGCUUCUUGCGAUAUUAGUAAUAUUAUCUGCAACAUGUACCGAAUCGAUACUUGGACUUUAUAAUUAUCACACAAGCAUAUUGUUUAAAAUUAUAGGCCAUCGAAUACAAAAGAUUAUUACGUAUUUAACUAUGUUUAAUCUCUCGUCGAAGCAAAUUGAAACAAAACUCGCGGAGCUUUAUCGCGUGGUGGAUAUGCAUAACCAAGCUAUCGAGUUACUAAAUAUGAUUAUAGCUAAGAAGGAUCAUAAUCAAUUAGAAAUUUUCAUUCCUCUUAUAAUUUUUAUCAAUCAUUUGAUAAUGAUGUUUUUAUGUAACCAUAAUGGUCAGAUACUUAUAGAGAACAGUGAAGAAUUAUUUAAUGAAUUAUAUAUUUCUGUAUGGUAUUUUGUGCCAUUAAAGGUACAAAAAAUUUUAUUAUUAAUCAUGAUACGAAGCUCUAUGACAUGUAUGUUACACAUCUUUGAUGUAUUCAUUGCAUGCCAUGCAGGAUUUUCGAAGAUGUUAAGUACAUCGUUUUCAUAUUUUACCUUGAUAUACUCGAUGCAAUAG
Messenger RNA from Apis mellifera (honey bee), 1095 nucleotides. RefSeq lists its product as uncharacterized. NCBI's taxonomy places the organism in Eukaryota, Metazoa, Arthropoda, Insecta, Hymenoptera, Apidae. Gene Ontology annotation, molecular function: olfactory receptor activity; odorant binding. Gene Ontology annotation, cellular component: plasma membrane. Gene Ontology annotation, biological process: detection of chemical stimulus involved in sensory perception of smell; sensory perception of smell. The record is from RefSeq and is a predicted model, not a curated record. The coding region runs from base 1 to 1095 and encodes 364 amino acids. The transcript has 8 exons.